Gasterosteus aculeatus aculeatus (three-spined stickleback) is the source of this 1785-nucleotide messenger RNA. The record is from RefSeq and is a predicted model, not a curated record. NCBI's taxonomy places the organism in Eukaryota, Metazoa, Chordata, Actinopteri, Perciformes, Gasterosteidae.
AGAUGAUCAACUAAUCUCUUACCUUUGCGUUCGUGACAUUUUCUUGCCGGACCAAUACAAUAUAAAACUAAUUACAGCCUGUGGUUCCAACCCGUCCCACGUGUUCGGGCAUGUAUUCUACCUGUGUCGAUACCUGUUGCGCAUUUUCUGUUCUUAUUUCUACGUGCCAUGUAAUGUCUGUCUGGGUUUUUUUUACGGUCUGACUGAUAACUCUGCCUACAGAUCAUUUACAAAGUAUGUUCCUGUGGCAAUAUCUGACUCUCCUGCUCCUGCCGAUAACCGUUCAAAUAUGCAAAGCUCAGAGAUGCGAAGAAUUCACAGAUCUAGAUCUCAGUCACGCCAUCAUCGGAACCAGCCUGAAGCUCCGAUUGCUGCUGUACACCAGGCACAACGCCACCUGUGGCACACUGGUGUCCCACUCCGACCUGUCCAAACAUCCCCAGUUUAACGUGUCCAGACCGACAACUUUUGUCAUUCAUGGGUUCCGGCCGACUGGAUCUCCACCGGCGUGGAUCCAGAAUCUCACGAAGCUGCUGCUGGCCAGGGCAGACCACAACGUCAUCAUGGUGGACUGGAACCACGGAGCCGCCAAUGUCAAUUACUUCAAGGCCGUGGAGAACACGCGGAAGGCGGCCGAAAACCUCACGGCUUUUGUGGAAAUGAUGAAGGAACGCGGCGCCUCCCUGGGCUCCGUCCACAUGAUCGGAGUCAGCCUCGGGGCUCACCUGUCGGGCUUCGUGGGCGCCAACAUGAACGGGUCAAUUGGAAGAAUUACAGCUCUGGAUCCAGCCGGGCCUCAGUUCACUGGGUCUUCUCCAGAGAACCGCCUGGACCCCUCAGACGCACAGUUUGUAGAUGUCCUGCACACAGAUAUGGACGCCCUGGGCUUCAGAGAACCUCUGGGUCACAUUGAUUUCUAUCCUAAUGGUGGGGCGGACCAACCCGGCUGUCCAAAGACCGUCUUUUCUGGAGGAGCCUAUUUUAAAUGCGACCACCAGAGAUCAGUGUGGCUCCUCCUGGACUCUUUGAAUAGGACUUGUGCCAGCAGGGUCUAUCCCUGCUCCUCCUACAAGGACUUUCUGAGCGGCGACUGCUUGAGCUGUGACCGCUUUGGUGCUGCCGGAUGUCCCGUCUUUGGUUACGAUGUGACCGAGUGGAAAGAUGUCCUGCUGAGGCUGGGCCAAACAAAAACCUUCUUCACCACAAAUGCAAAAUCUCCUUUCUGCAUGACCGGCUACAGGGUGGAGGUGAUGGUUUGGAACAAGGAAUUGCGUUUUGGAUACAUCACAAUUAAGCUUCACGGUAAAGGCGAAGAGGCGGUGGCGACCAUCGACCACAAAGCAGCAGAGUUCAAGAAGUACUCAGAGACCAGGUUGUUGGCGCAGUUUGACAGAGACAUUCAGUCAGUGAAAAAAGUGUCCCUGAAAUUCUCCACUGGGAAUCCGUUGAAGGCGAAACAAAAGCUCAGUGUUCUCCGAAUCCGUCUCACGCAUCUGGAACGCAAGGAGAGACCCCUGUGUAGAUAUGACGUCGUCCUGCAGCAGAACGACGAGGUCACCUUCAAGCCGAUUCCCUGUGAAGACUCCAACUUCUGAGAAAAACUAAUUGGACACUGUGUCAAAAAGCUUUGUUGUGAAAAGUGUCUAAUUAGUGCCAUAAAACAAUACCGUUGAUCUUGUACUAUAAAAAGUACUGCACUUAUGUUCAGUAGAACCCUUCACGUGUACCCUCACCAGUUACUAAUAUUUAUUUGUGCAAUUUUAUACUAAUAAAAUGUCAUGUCAA